AUGCCCGAUUGGUCCUCUGUGGGCGCAAAGCCUGCUCUUGCUCUAGCAAACGGGGUGGCCGAUGGCUUAUUUAGCUGGGCUGCCUGGCCAUGGGGGAAUCUGACCAUGGACACCUAUACCGACGCCUCAUAUCUACAAUAUCUUGAUGACAAGCCAUACAUGUUUGCACUGUCUCCUUGGUUCUACACAAAUCUCAAAGGAUACGACAAAAAUUGGCUAUGGCAAGGUGAUAGUCUAUGGUUUGACCGAUGGCAAGAGCUCCUUUCGCUUGAUUCAACACCAGAGUUCGUGGAAAUCAUCUCUUGGAAUGAUUACGGAGAGUCUCAUUACAUUGGACCUUUACGCGACACAUCGAUGGCCGCCUUUGAGAUCGGCGAGGCGAACUAUAAUUAUGCUCUAGGCUAUCCCCAUGAUGCUUGGCGCGAUGUUCUGCCAUUUCUUAUUGAUCUUUAUAAAGAUGGCACAGCGACAAUGGGUAAAGAUACAGUCAUCUUCUGGUAUCGGCCUAAUCCAAUCUCUGCCUGCUCGACUGGUAACACUACUGUCAACACAGCCUCUCAGCUACAGAUUGAAUUUGAUCCAAAGGAUGUGUUAAAAAAUAGGAUUAAUGUUAUGGCUCUACUUUCUGACGCAAAUUACGGUGUUCAAGUGACCACUGGAAGUGAUUUGGUGGAUGUUGAGUGGGACUUCAGCCCUGACUCUGAGAUUGGCCCUGGAAUUUAUUUCGGCAGUGUACCAUUUUAUUCGGGUGAAGUUGAAGUCACACUUUAUGAAGACGACUUUGCGAUCGCAUCAGCUAAGGGACUGAAGAUAUCGAGUAGCUGUGAUGGAGACGUCGCCAAUUACAAUGCCUGGGUCGGCAGUCUCACAGGCACCUACGACACAGAUGCGAGUACCUUGAUUCCUCUAUCAAACCAGACAUGUAUUCAAGGAAAAGGUGCCUAUGACUUUGAUCAGCUCUGCAAUUUUACAUGCAAGUAUGGGUAUUGCCCAGAUGGUGCUUGUACCUGUGAGGCUAUGGGAGUUCCACGCACGAAGCCCAACGCCACAGGUGUGACAGGUUAUCCUGCAGAGGGCAAAGAUGCUAACUAUGAAGGCCUAUGCAGCUUUUCUUGUAACUAUGGCUACUGCCCAACCAAAACUUGUGAUACGACAGAGCAUGCAAUGCCCGUCCCAACGGUAUCAGACUUCCUCCCCCCAGCUUGUAUAGCAGGAACUGGAGAUGGAAAUAAUGCUGGACUGUGCUCUUACGCAUGCAAUUAUGGCUACUGUCCAAUCCAGUUCUGCACCUGCACUGAGACGGGGGCUCUCGUGACUUCACCGGCCCAGACAAAUGGUACUGGUGAGGCUGCUGACGGUGUUGAUUCCUCUCUUGACGAUCUCUGCGAUUUCACUUGUAGCCGGGGAUACUGCCCAUCUGCUGCUUGUAAAUAUACAGUGAUCACAACGACGACAACGCCAGUUUCCGUUAUAUGGUCUACUGAAGAGGGCAAGACCUGCUCUACUGCACAGAAAUCACUCGCUCUUACUGAAUUGGCAUAUGCAGUGGAUGUUGCAACCGCCACAGCCGCCGAUCUUCAGAGUGGAAUAUACUACGAAACCUUCUUUGCAAGUUCAGUAAGAAAUGAGGCCAAUUUUGCAAGUGACACUGCUGAGACCUUCACUCGAAUUGCGAAAAUGCUUGCUGGUAGCGCAUCAGACUACCAAGUCACAUACAGUUGUAAUGACAACACCAAGUUUUGUGAAAUGUCAAAUUAUAAGGCGCACAUGAGUGAUAGAAAAAGAACUUUGAAUUUCUGUACUGCAUUCUUUGCUGCAAAUCCCAGUACAAAUGAUAUUAUGUCCACUCAAAGCAGGCUUAGUGACUGUGAUUCUAUCAAUCUGCGACAAGCACAUAGGUCGAGGGCAGUUGUUCUUCUACAUGAAAUGACACACACAAGCUAUGCUAUGCUUGGAAAAACAAAGUAA
Penicillium taxi is the source of this 1968-nucleotide messenger RNA. RefSeq names its product putative alpha-1,3-glucanase. Bases 1 to 1968 code for a protein of 655 amino acids. Gene Ontology annotation, biological process: mating projection tip cell wall disassembly. The transcript has a single exon. Gene Ontology annotation, molecular function: glucan endo-1,3-alpha-glucosidase activity; metallopeptidase activity. NCBI's taxonomy places the organism in Eukaryota, Fungi, Ascomycota, Eurotiomycetes, Eurotiales, Aspergillaceae. The record is from RefSeq and is a predicted model, not a curated record.